GCUAAGAGUACUACUGAUGCAGAGAUGAUGGUAAGGCAGAUCACUCAUCAAGAUAACUAGAGGAGUUUGUGCAACAAGAACUAUUGCUUUCAGUUGCAAAAUGGCUCUUGAUAUCCAAAGAAGACAGAUUUAUUUAUUGCUUGUUCUAAUUCUGUGGUGGUCUGGAGAAGCCAUCUCAUGGACCCCCUGUGGCUACCUCGACCACCCAGAAGGCCACAUGGUCCACACAACGAAUACUCCAUGGCUCAAGAUAGUGCAAACAAGCAACAAGAGAUCUAUGCUACAAUGUGUCUGCCCUCAGGGGAACAGAGACAAGACUGCUCAUCUAUUACUGACUGGACCUGCUCAAGAGACUGAGGAAAUUGAUCUAAAUCUUUUUGGAGUGUGCAGCAAGAUUGGAUGUUGGUGGAACCCAUUGGAGUACUUGACUCUGCCCUCAGGGGCUACACUACAAGGAGGAGGGCUAUUCGAGCAUGCCCAAUACGAUGGAUUUGUUCGUGUACAUACCAUCGACAAAGGAGGUGGCCAAGGAGUGGACAAACAUGAAGAAUGGGUUAAUAUAACAGUUUCAAUGUCUGCUAAUCACACAAAGAGUCUGUUGAUUAAUACGACACACUCCUUGGCUUUUGAUCGAGCGUCGUGUUUGAGUGCUGCCCCAGGCAACUCUCUUGUACUGUCUGUCAGGCCUUUGUCCUCUUUGGCUAAGCCCACUAAUGAUAUUCAUGACCAUAUUGUUGACUCCCCUCUGUUGACCUCACCUGCCACAUCUCAAAUUAGCCAUGGUCACUUACGGACGCUUCGUCAAGUAUCCAACACCCCCCCUCGAUUUAAUACACUUUUUUACUCGGAGCUACUGUACGAGAAUAACGAGCCUGGUGUUACCGUGGGAACGGUCAUCGCUAAUGAUCCAGACGUGGGAAUUGAAGGUGAAGUUACAUACUCGCUGGUUGCUAGCGGCGAUGAGAGCGUACUGUCACUGUUUGAGAUCCACUCUCAACAUGGAGACAUUACAGUGACCGCGAUGUUGGAUCACGAGACCACCUCCGUCUUAACCUUCCGAGUACGAGCAGAAGACGGUGGUGGGAAGAGUGCCGUGUCCACGUUCACUCUAACCGUCCAAGAUCUGAACGACAAUCCACCCACCUUCCAACAGGGCACCUACUUCAUCCAGCCAGUCAGUGAAAACACUCAGGUGUCGUCGGAUAUUCUCCAGAUGUUGGUGAUUGAUGAAGACAGUGGGUCCAAUGGUCAAGUCACUUUCACCAUUCUCAACGACCCUGACAACACGUUUAGUCUUCUCCAGACUGGCAACCAGGCUACACUCACACUAAGAGCACAACUAGACUAUGAGACGACCCCCCACUAUCAACUGACUAUUCUAGCUCAUGAUGGCGGCAAUCCUGUACUGAGUAGCUCAGCAACGGUAGAGAUACGAGUAACUGAUGAAGCCGACUCCCUCCCUGUGUUCAAUGCCUCCUCGUACUCUGUCACACUGCCUGAAGACACGCCCCCUAUUGCGUACCUGGUUACCGUGGAAGCUGUUAGCAAUGACUCACCUCCGCUGGCUGCAUUGGAGUACUUCAUAGUGGAUGGGGAUUACGACGGGAGGUUCAGUAUUGAUCAGACGACUGGCCACUUGUCACUAGUGGCCACACUGGACUAUGAGACUACUCAAGUCUACAGCCUCAUAGUGCAAGCACAUUCAACUGUCAACCCAUCUCUGCGCUCAUUUGUCAGCGUACAUGUUACCGUCGGCAACGUAAACGACCACGCCCCUUUGUUUAGCCGCUCACAAUAUACCGUAUCAGUCCUCGAGAGUGUUGCCGUACCGUCCCAAGUUGUCACGGUAACAGCGGACGAUUUAGACCUUGGAGAAUUCGGCCAUAUAUCAUAUUCUCUUAACUCUACCGCAGAGCCUAGUAUACUGACUAUGUUUGCCAUCGAUUCUGUCACUGGAGUUGUUUCUACACGGACAACAUUGGAUAGAGAGGUGAGAGACGUAUACACGUUCACUGUGGAGGCUCGUGAUGGUGGAGCGUCCCCUCGUGUGAGUCGUGUUACAGUUGUGAUACGUGUGACAGAUGUGAACGACGAGCAUCCCGUGUUUAACCAGUCAGCGUACACUGGGCUUAUACUAGAGAACGAGCCCGCGGGGUCAGAGGUCACCCAAGUGCUUGCCAGUGACAGUGACUCGGGAUCAUCCUCCAUAGAAUAUUACAUUCAGUCUGGUAACCAUGGCAAUGCGUUCGCUAUGGGAACAUUUAAUGGUUUAAUAACGAGUAGAAUUCGUCUCGAUCGGGAGCAGAGAUCGGAAUACACGCUGGUCGUCAUAGCAACGGAUCUACAAUUCGAGAGCCUUCCAACACUAGUAUACAUCAAUGUGACGGACGAAAACGAUGAGAGGCCAUUGUUUCAUAAUACCUUCUAUACACCGCUUCCUGUGUCAGAGGCAGCUCCGGUUGGAACCCAACUACUCACAGUGCUAGCAACAGAUCGCGAUAUCGGUAGCAAUGCCCUUAUCAGCUACACCUCACCUGAUAUCCACUCGUCCUUCACUAUUGACCUCAUGACUGGUACCAUCAGUAUAGCGCGCACACUCGACUAUGAGACUCCUCCUAAUAUAUACGCAUUUACAAUAGAGGCCAGUGACGGGGGACAGCCCCCACUUAGCUCAAGUGCUCGUGUGGAAAUUGCAGUGACGGAUGAAAACGACAAUCGCCCGAUUUUUGAGGGGAGCUUAUCUUCAGUGACUGUUUUGGAGAAUCAAGCAUCUCACACGUCUGUAUUGCAACUGUCUGCAUGUGAUGCUGACACUGGAUCGAACUCUGACCUUGUGUGGGGUGUGGUGGGCGAGAGUGCGGCUGUGGGCGUGUUUGGAGUGUACGAUAAUGGACUUGUUUACACUUUGACCUCUCUGGAUCGCGAGAGGAGAGACCAUUAUGAGGUGGUGGUGCAUGUGUCCGACAGAGGGGAGGAGCCUCUUGGUAACGAUAUAACCAUCAGCGUUGCCGUCGGUGAUGAAAUAGACUAUCCUCCAAUAUUCAGCGAACUUAUAUACAAUGUACGUGUUACCGUGGAAACACCAGCAAACUCUGAACUUUUAACGGUCCAAGCGACCUCCAGUGACCUUGAAUCUUCUAUUCUCUAUGACAUCACAAGCGGAGAUCGAACUUUGUUUAGUAUCAACCAGGAAACGGGGGUGAUAGUUACCACGACAACGCUGGACCCCAUACGGGAUGAACGAGAAUACGUGUUACAAGUCACAGCUCAGCAUUUUCACCUGUCGAGGGCGGUACCGGUUGUCAUAGCGAUUAUAAGAGACGAUGGAAUUCCAAGAUUGGAACCACUCACUAUUUAUUUCAAUGUAUUUGAAUCUCAAAUUAGCAAACUGAACUUUAUUGGCCGAGUGGCUAUUACAGAACAAGAGGAGGGGGUACCAUACGUAUUCUCAUUAGCGAACUCUGACCCUUGUGUUCGUCGUUAUUUCUCUAUAUCUGAGGACGGUGGGGAGAUUAUUGUUAGUCGUGGAGUAGUGUCGAGUGUGUACAGUCUCAACGUGAGUGUGUCGGCCUGGGGCAAUGCUACAGGACAUGGGCUGGUUUUGGUGUACGUUAAUGUGUUGUCUAAUCUCACGCUGAGUAAUGGAGUGGUUGCAUCAUUUGUCGGUGUGACCGAGGCAAGUUUUGUGUCUUUGCAACUCGAACAGUUUGCAAGUUUUGUUGCCGCAUCUUUAUCGUGCGGUCGAGAGAAGAUUGAGACGUUUGGAUUAAUGGAGGCUGGAGAGAGGGACACUAUAGUGCUAGCCUUUGCCGUACGGGACACCACUGGCCUCGGGUAUAUCGAACAAGAUGUUGUUAUUGACCGGCUAUCGUCUAAUCAACAUAAUUCUAGACUCUCCACUCUGGUUGGGUACACGAAUAACGUGUGUGCAGACGAACCUUGCCCCAAUCUACAACUCUGCCGACCUGUGAUUACAAUGACUACUUACAGGCCAUCUGGGAUCCCAUAUCGAACUUUGUACCUUGGAAGGAACGUAUACAUAUCCCAGCCAUUUCAUAUGGGCCACACUUGUCACUGUCCGUACGGCUACAAUAGAUACGACCUUUGUACUACGCCAGUUGACCUUUGUGACCCCUCCCCAUGUUAUUUCGGGGGUGUAUGUACAGACAAUGUGCUGGACUAUCACUGCGAGUGCCCUCCUGAAACAAUCGGCAAGAACUGCUCUGUUGUCUGUCCCUCACUGUCAUGUGACCUGUGUCAGCCCACCCCCUGUCUGUACGAGGGCGUGUGUACGAUACGAGACCGAGACCCCGCCCACUACAAGUGCAACAAUUGCCCGUGGGGCUCGGUAUUCAGUGGUCCAAAUUGCGAACUAAAUACACUCAGUUUUUCUCAAGGAAGUUUCGUUGCAUUUCCCAAACUUCAAUUCUCAGCGAAUGUGAAAUUUUCUCUCAAAUUUGCAACAGUUUCUCCGAAUGUUCUGCUCUUGUAUAGUGGACGGGAUUCUGGUCGUCAUGACUACAUCAGCGUCGAGCUCGUGAUUGGUCAGAUUAGAGUGGGGGUGUCGUACGGUGAUUCGCCUACCAUAGUGCGUACCGAGUCUCCAUGGCAACUGAACGAUGGGGAGUGGCACAGUGUGGAGGUGGAGUUAAGAGGGGGUGUGCUGAGCGUGUUUGUAAGUGGGUGUGGUCAAGGGGCUCUGGAGGGAGCCGAAUACUACUGCCAACUAACAACUAGACUAUCUGGAGAUAGCCGGACACUGGAUUUGACCACACCCCUCUAUAUCGGAGGUUUGGAACCGCACAUACAGAGGUCAGAGUUCAUCUCAAGUACGUCGUACAUUGGUUGCCUUGCCAACGUAGUCGUGGGGGGUCGUCUGCUGGAUUUUAAUGCCCCCCUGCGAUCAGAGGGGGUUGAAAUUGGUUGCCCCCCACUCAACGAUAAAUGUUCAAGAUCUCAGUGCUCCAGUGGAGAUUGUGUGGGCGUGUGGAAUGGGACAGUGUGCAGCUGUGGGGACGAAUCACCUCUCUGUGAAGAUGGUGGGUCUGUGCAGCUGCUCCCUGGGUUCAUACACAUUGCCCUCACUUCUCCCACAUCUCUUACACAUCUCUCGCUCGUCUUCCGCACUCGUUCAUCCCACGCCCUCCUGGUUCAGCUGGGGUCACUGGGGUCACUGGAGGUGGUCCAGGGUAGUGUGGGGUUCCGUAGAUCACAUGAUAGUCAGGUGAUGCUAACAGCGCUCACCAUUGUCGUGGAUGGCUACGUCAACGAUGGUCACUGGCAUCACGUCCGUCUCUCUAUGACUGCCACUCAAACUAAACUAUCUGUGGAUGAUGGGCGUGUCAUGACAUCACUACCAGAGGGCGGAGCACUUCCCACACAAACCAUCACGCUGGGCGCAGAGUCACCUGACGUAUCAAGCUCUCGUUUCAUUGGCUGCUUGGGAGAGCUCACACUAAACAACAAGAGAAUCGACCUCGCUGAGGCACUAACGACCCCCUCGGCAAGUUAUAUAGUAACACAUGGAGGCGUAUCCAGUGGGUGUGGCUCCGGAGAUCCCUGCUCUGACCUGCAAUGUCCCGAUCACAGCACUUGUGUGGCUGCAUGGAGAGACCGCUCAUGUGUGUGCAAUACAGCCAACAAUUAUCGUACAGUGGGUGGAGCUUGUGUUAACCCCUGUGACCCCAACCCCUGUCUUAACGAGGGGUCUUGUACAGUCCCUCCGCUAACGAGCUCUGCAUUGUUCCAGUGUAACUGUCGCUCUCCGAACACUGGUGCCGUGUGUGAGGGUAGUGGGAGGUGUGAGGCUGGUUACCACGGUGAUCAGUGUCGGCGGUGUAUUUGUGAUCCUAGUGGAGUGAGUGAGGGAGUGUGUGAUAGCGUGUCCGGGAGCUGCUCGUGUGAGGUUGGUGGUGACUACUAUAGUCGAUUAGGAGACCUCGGGUGCAAGUCAUGUGAUUGUCAUGUGAUGGGUUCAGUGUCCUCAUCCUGUCACCCUGACAACGGGCAGUGCUCGUGUAGAUCCAAUGUGAUUGGACGGAGGUGUGAGCGUUGUGCCGCUGGCUAUGCUGGCUUGGAUGAGUCAGGUUGCAAAGAGGCCGCUUCUCUGUUGGGGAGUUUCAUAUUGAUGCAGUCGUAUUCUGGUUAUUAUGACAACUCUGAUUCCUCCGAGUACCUUGACCUGACCUCUGAACUAUCUGGGGCACUACAACGAGAGCUAUCGACCUUUGGACUCCCCGGGAGGUUUGAAGCAGCAAUUGCUACUAUUAGUAACACUAGCUCUGGACUAACGGCCGUCGAGUAUCAGAUAUAUAACUACUUUGUUGGUGACCACACCCACAUAUCACGCCCCUCUGUUAAUACCCUCGGCAGUGUCAUGCAGGUCAUAGUUCAAUCUGGGUGGGCGGGGCCUCUGCAGAUUAUCCGAGACACACACACCCUCCCAAGAUCAUGUGAUCUCUUCCCCGUCAUGUGUACGGGAUGUCCGGAGGGAGCCACUCGAGAUGGCAUCAUUUGUAGGCCCAUGGGCUUAUGCUCGGGACAGGACGGUGAUAGAGACGGAGUACCUGAUGAUUGUGAUAACUGUACGUUCACCUUUAACCCUGAUCAAGACUCGUCUCUGUGUGCCCCUGUUGAGGGGGUGUGUCCUGGGGGCGUGGCUUCAGGCCUAACAUGGAGCCCUACCUCUGUGGGCAGUACUGAUCAAAAACCAUGUCUGCUACCCUCAACUGGUUACGCUACUCGUUCCUGUGAAAUGGGCGGAGUCUGGGGAGAAGUGAACACUAUGGGAUGUCUCUCGCUAACAGGACAGCAACUACUGACUCUGGCAACCUCUCUAUUAUCUGGACAACUGCUCUCACUCGGCCAGCUCUCCACUACCCUCACAACUCUCACAGCCCUCACAGACCAGACACGCCCCCUCUCUGGGAGUGACGUGCAGGCGACAGGAAAACUACUCUCACAGCUUGUCAGUGUGUUGCUAGGAUACGACCAUGAACAUGUCAGGAACCUCGUUCAGAAUUGUUCCACGGUGGCUAACAAUCUACUGGCUCCAAAUCUCUCAUCUCAUUGGUCGACUACAGUCCGAGACAUUGGCUUCACGGCUGAAGACUUUCUGUGGACUCUGGAAGAAUUAUUUGCAGUCGGUGGGCGUGUAAUGAUCUCGUUAACAGAGGGGCACCUCACAAUGUCCCCAUUCAGUGGGGAAUCCCCUAAAAUGGUUGCCAUCGGUGAUGAGACGUUGACUGUACAUGUACCACCAGAGUUAUGGGGGCCGAGUACGACCCUAGCAACCAUUAGCAAUCUCGGAGAGUGGUUACCGAGGCUCUUUAACGCCACCACCUCCUUCACCGUGGCAACGCCCCUUCUCUCUGUUCAGUCAAGGGCAAAGGUCACUAAUCUGACCACACCCAUUAACAUGACGUUCCCGUAUCGAUCUCCAUUGACACGUCCUGAGAGGAUUGCCGAUGCUCACUGUGUGUAUUGGGAGUACGGGAGGGGGUGGUCCAAUAGUGGGUGUGGUCUUGUGGCACGUAACCACACCCACACCACUUGCACAUGCUCACAUCUCUCUGUAUUUGCAGUCCUCCUGCCAGAGACCGCCUUCCAACCCCUCCCCUCUCCAAUCGAUGGUCACGCCCCUGAAAUCUUCACCUAUAUUGUACUGAGUCUGGUCUCCAUGGUGAUGCUGGCUUGUUUUGUUGUUUUUGCCUGCCUCCCAUCAGUCCGCACUCUCCAGAGCUGUGUGCACAUGAACCUUCUCCUCUCUAGCAGUCUAUCCUGUCUCUUGUUCAUAGGAGGCAUCAACCGGACAGAGAUAGCCGGUGUGUGUGCGUGUGUGAGUGUGGUGCUCAUGUUCCUGUUGCUCUCGUGUCUCAGUUGGAUGGUGGCCGACGCCCUCAUCAUAGCACGCUUCCUCAUCACACCUCCACCACGGACUAACUUCAUUGUCUACCUCGUUAUUGUCGGCUGGCUGUUUCCAAUGUGCCUGUGUGGUAUUCCACUGGGAGCAGUUGGUAUCAUUAGUCACUCGUUCAUACAGGAUAUGGGCUAUCCUAACUUUUGUUGGCUGAGCCCUGGAGUGGUGUAUGCUUUCAUUGUACCUGUUCUUAUCCUAACACCGCUGUAUGCGAUUGGAAUUGUCUUCUCGUUUGUCACGCUUUCAAACUCGAGCAAGGAUGAGCAAGUUACAGGUUUUGCGGUGCCUACAAACAAGCGGAAAGUCCGGAUAGCGUUGUUGGUCUCCAUAGUGACCAUGCUCCUCGUCAUGGCAACGUGGACGUUGGGCCUCCUCUCUGUGUAUGUGGAGAAGAGAUUGGAGUAUCCAUUUGCCGUACUCCAAGCUGUGCUGUGUGUGUUCCUGCUUCUAGUGCACUGCUGUAACAGCCAGGUUAGGGAGGCUAUAAAGGACAAACUACAUGCGUACGGCAAGUCUGUCGCCCCCUCAGUGGAGGCCACCAGCACUGUAGACACUACCAGCACUGUAGACCCGGCCUCCUCCAAAGCUGCCGUCAGUCAUCCUCCUAGGACUGAGCAACGACUGACUGGAAUAUAUGCCGAGCUGGAGGUGGUCACCAUGGCAACAACACGCCCACGUAACCUACGGCGACAACGAACCCCCUACACAAUGACCCUCCCCAACCCACUCCUUACACCACACACACAAUCAACACCAAAAAUAAAAACGGACGAUGUUGAUUGGUUCAAAAUACCGGAUCCGAUCCCGCUAUCACCUUUGACCUUUAGCAGCGAACAUGAAGAUAAGUUACUUGACAGAGGGGAGCCUAUCUACAGUCAAAUACUCAAGCCAUGUGUUAGCAAAGCUUCUACAGAUAUCGAUCACGUUCCGUCGCCGAGCUUGACAGAAGUGUACCAAGAGGGGCGUGGCAUGAGAGAGGAUUCCCCCAACACACGAGGGGAUUCCCCUGCAAGCUACUUGGAGGCGGAGCCGAUAUCUCUGCAGAGGGUACGACGAGAGGACCCCCUGUGGUACAGACAACGUGACUCCGCUAGCGUAGAAGUCGACCCCCUCCCGUACGAGACUGCCGUCCAAGCAACUACGCCUACCAUUGCUAAGCAACGAUUCGAGGCUACUAAACUUGUCAGCAGAAGUGGUGAAUCAAGUCCAGCAUCUCAACGGCCCACACCACCCUCACAAAGUCCACAACUGUCACUAGCCUCACACUCUUCACACAAGAGCUCUCGAACAACGCCAACUAAUUCUCCUCAGUUUAUUCCAUCGUCACGAAAACGGUCUGCUGCUGGCAAUGAGUCGCUGCUCCUUCAUCCACGUCUCUCUGAUCUGACCUCUGAUUUGACCUCCCUCACCACUACACUGAGUGGACUCCCCUCGGCCCUCCAGGUCCAUAUAGCCGGGGGGCAGUACCAUGCCGAUGGUCCCUCCCCCUCAGCCAAGGAGAGCAAAGUAUACAGGCAUGCUGACGGCUCUGAAACUGUGCAAUCACUAGUCUAGUCUGAUGUGCAAAUAUUGCAACUGACUAGUGUUGUGUAUUUUGUGACUGACUAAUAUUGUGUAUCUUGUACAUGUGCUGUGUGUGUGAGUUGUGAUUGAUCUCAUGAUUUGUGUGGUAUAUUAAUAACAGUUU
Halichondria panicea is the source of this 9605-nucleotide messenger RNA. RefSeq names its product cadherin EGF LAG seven-pass G-type receptor 1-like. Gene Ontology annotation, biological process: cell surface receptor signaling pathway; G protein-coupled receptor signaling pathway; homophilic cell-cell adhesion. Bases 101 to 9472 code for a protein of 3123 amino acids. Gene Ontology annotation, cellular component: catenin complex; plasma membrane. The record is from RefSeq and is a predicted model, not a curated record. The transcript is spliced from 25 exons. NCBI's taxonomy places the organism in Eukaryota, Metazoa, Porifera, Demospongiae, Suberitida, Halichondriidae. Gene Ontology annotation, molecular function: cadherin binding; G protein-coupled receptor activity; calcium ion binding.